Molecule: messenger RNA, 3843 nt
Organism: Synchiropus splendidus (mandarinfish)
Lineage: Eukaryota; Metazoa; Chordata; Actinopteri; Syngnathiformes; Callionymidae
Exons: 6
Coding region: 994-2337 (447 amino acids)
Source: RefSeq, a predicted model, not a curated record
CUUUUUUGGGUUAAAUUCAGUCUAGACAGCUGUUUCUCCUGUACAUUGUGUAAUAUAGCAAUAACUAAAUUUUAUAUUUCACUAGCUUUGUUUAUUGUGUAAUUUUAGCAGUGUUUUGUGUAAUAUUUAAUUCCAGAAUGUGGAAUUGCUGCCAGUGAGCACUUUAUACGACUAGUUCCGUAAUGUACUGCUAUAGUUAAAGCACUUCUAUGAUUCUGUGUGUGAUUUAUUGGAGUUAUGAUUCACUGUGCUGCCAUUUUGUUCUUUGACGUUGCAUUUUUUACUGAUGGCAUUUUGGGGUUAAUUGUUUGGCAGUUAGUUGCUAAAAGUGAAUAGCCAUGAUCUCAUACUGUAAUUGCUCUUUUUUUCCUGUUAAACUUUAAAAACUCGCAAACGUCAGCGUCAACAAAUCAAUCAUGUGACCUUUUCUCUUAAGUGGAUUCACUUCUGAACCAAUUUCAUCAGAACUUCCUCAAAACAGACAACUUCAGCUGCUCUGAUUUUAAAUGAGGGCGCGCUGGAAAGAAGCCUGAACCACAAAUUCAAGUAAUGUAUUAACAAGCGAGUCCCUGCUCGGGUGUAGGAUGGCAACAUGCCACCGACUUAUGAUUUUAAGACAUUAGAUUAAACCCAAACAAGAUUGGGUUUGCAUUAUUCAUCAGAACCAAUCGCUAAAAGGGAUCUCCGUCCAUCUGAACCGAGAGUGUGUCACUUCUGACGUCCUCACUGACUCCGCAGAAAAUCCUCAUCGCAUCCAUCUGUAUUAUGUCUACAGAUAACCUGUCAAUCCGUGUAUCAUUCGUUCAUUUGUUUUUCAUAAUAAAACCAAAAUUACAGAAACGACAAAACGACUUGUUUUUUCAUAGUUUGUUUCGAGGACCAAAAUGAAAAAACGGAAAACGAAUCGUUUUUCCGUUUUCCGAUUUUCUGCACAAUUGGAAAAUGGAAAGAACGGAUAACGGGGUGAUUGUUACUUUUUCAUAGUUCGAUUUGAUGUUGACCGCAUCACCCGGAAGUGAACCUUUCAGAAACGCGAGUGCUCAGCAGUCUGCUUCAUGUGGUUCGGAAGUUUUGUUACGCGCGAGUUCUACCGACUCACUGUUAAGCGCAACGUGGUUCAAGAUCAACAUUAAGAGCGACAUGGCUGGACUGGACGAUAACGCCGACAUAAUUUUUCAACUUUUUGAGGAGGGAAGAACGCAUGCCGAAAUUGCCAGCACACUCCGACAGAUGGGUGUACUACGAUGCUCCGAAAUGUCAGUCAGAAGAUUCUGCAAUCGGCACCAGCUCAGACGAAAAGGACAUGUUUCCGAUGCAGAAUUGGAAGUAGCAGUCAUUUCCUCAAUUGAUAAAACAGGUCCAUCAUAUGGCCGAAAAUUUAUGACCGGAUUUUUGUCAUCACUGGGUUUAAGAGCAGGAGAAUGUCGAGUGGGAAGGGUUCUCAGAGAGGUGCACCAGCCCUAUAAUGAAAUGCGUCGGCAGGGAGCACGUAACCUGAACCCUGUUCCUUACCACGCUGAGUCAAUGGGCCACAAACUCCACAUUGACCAAAAUGAGAAGCUGGGAAUGUUUGGAGUGACUCAUGUACUGGCAAUCGAUGGAUUCAGCAGUAAAAUCGUUGCUAAUUUCACAAUGCCAGUGAAGAACAAUCUCAUUAUUUAUGAGGAAGUUUACAGGGCGGCAGUUACUAACAAUGGCAUGUGGGACCAGCUCAGAGUUGAUCAUGGCAGAGAGUUUUUCUUAACCCUUUACGUUCAAGAGAAGUUGUCUCAACACAGACACAACACCAACAGGCUACCUUACAUUCAGACAACUUCUUCUAGGAACCUACGAGUUGAAAGAAUUUGGCCAGAGGUCAAUAAUCGAGUGAACUACCCCCUAAAACAAGCUCUUGUUCACCUGCUGGAUCAAGAGUUGAUUGAUAUGGAGGAUAAUAUCAAUAAAUUUUGUAUAUCCAAUCUGUCAUGUCAAGUGAGUCAAAUUGGACUUGGCAGGGUUGUCCAGUCGUGGAAUGCACACAGAAUCCCUGGAAGGGGGAUACCGAACGAUCUUGCUGCUGGUGGUUGUGCAGCGAGAAUUCCCCCAGAGAUGCUGCCCAGUGCUGGUGAAGCAGCACAAAUGUAUGAGCUGGAGUUGGGGUCGUCCCUGACUUGGAACUCAUCCUUUGGCUCUGAUCCAUUUUCAUCAGAGGAAGGCCGACUUUAUGCUGAGCAGCUGUUUGGAGAGCGGAUUCCUGACAUUUCUCUUCUUUUUGACUCUGUUGUGAACAAUGACCACAGUAUGUUUCAAGAAGCACUGUUGUACCUGAUUCAUGUGACUGGAAGGCAUGCAGAGUGAUUAUUAAUACAUGAUGUACUUGCCAAACAAUAAGUGAGCUCAAUUAUAAAUAAAAGUCAAGUUUAGAACACUGCAUAUUUCUUUAUUUGACAAAAUUAUAAGUAUAAAACCAUGUAAACAAAGGGCUGACUGCCACAGUAAAGUGCUUAACAUGAACUAUCUGGUUUUCCAAAACACAGUGCUAAAUUAUACAUAAAAACUAUAUUUACUACAGGAGCAACUUUUCCAGUGGUGCCAGGGCCUCACCAAGUCCAGCCACUUCAUGGAUGUUGUCCUCUAAAUCGUCUUCACGACAUUUGGGGCAGGAAGUGCUGGUUUUGCACCACUCUGUUACACACACCUUACACCCAAUCAGGCUUCUACAGCAGGUGGAGAACAUUGGUCGUUUUAAAAGACCUGUGAGUUCAUAGAAAAAUGAAAAAAAUAAAAGUUUAAAAAAUUUCAUUUGUUAAGGAGAUAAAAACAUUAUUUAAUCAGCUUUAUUAGACAUACAAUUCAUAUCAUUUGACUGUAUAAGAACCAGGACAGUGAGAGCAGUGUAGUAUUGAGUGCGUCAUAGUCCAUGUUGAUUAAUAAAUUUAAGAGUACCAACCUUUACAGACGAGACAGCUACAGAUUUCUCUUAAAGAGGCUGCUUCGGCUUCUGACAGAGACAAGGUUGUCGUCAUCGUGGAAUGACCAAAUCCACUGAGAUCUUUGAUAAUCUGUGACACUUCCUUUAAUCCUUGGGCUGCCUCCACAACAUCUUCAAUGUCGGCUACAACCUCUUGAAGGCCAGUAUCUUCUCUGCGACUGAAGAACAUUUUAAUUCAAUGUUUAACAUAGACAGACAAUCACUUCAGAUUCCUCAGAAAAGCUGCAGUCAGGAAAUUCAUAAAGGGGAAAAAAAAACCCAAAAAACAAACCACACGCACAAACUUAUAUUUCUAUCCUUGUUAGGGCAUCGUGAGGUUUUUCAUUGACUUCCUUGGUUUCCCCAGCCUCUCACACUUAAACAUAACUAUCCAAAAUAAAUGGCUAACCUUAUCCAAACUAAUAUCCAAUUAAAAUGACCUAGUUAUUUUUAAGUUUCAACCCUCAAAUUUGACUUCAACCUCGUUCGGAGCAGCAAAACGGUCCCAACUAAGCCAUAUUUCAUCACAAGAAGGUGUUUGUUUGUUUUUUUUAAACAGAAUCAGAACCCUUUGUGGACAUCAUAUGAAAGUUAACACAAACAUCGAUCGAAAAAAGUAAAAGAGUCUUCACUGACCUCAGCCGCCUCCUCUUAUUAACCUGGAGCAGAUGAGCUUCAGGUACUGCAAAUACUUUCCUGGAAUUUUGCUUCCAGUAUACUGAUCCUGACAAGAAUAAAUAAGAUUAGUCUUUGUCAUAAAAAAUGUUUUAUUAUGUUUCAACCAUGUAUAUUCUGCCCUGUGGAUUAAUUAUAUCUUAAAGGUAAGUUCUUUUUUUUUCUAAACAAAUCCAAAGUACAGAGCUAUUAUUAAAAUAUGUCCUUUCGUGCGAAUA